AUGCGCAAAACCGUCCGCGUCACGCGCACCAUCCAAGUCUACGACAAAUUCCUACGCAAGUACUGGAAAAAGACGGCCCACGACCUCGUCCACGACCCGCAGGACAUCUUGAACGAGGGGGACGUCAUCACCUACGGGCCCUUCCCAGCCGAUAUGCGUGCAGAGAGAGAACAGAAGGGAAAACUGGGCGGGAACAGACAAGUCAAAUUCGUUUUGAAGGACAUUAUUACGCCGUUUGGGGUGCCUGUUGAGGCCAGAACCCCGAGACAAGUCGGGAGUCCCGAGGGACGGUGGGUUGGCACGCCGGGCCAGCAGGUUCAGGUUCAGGUGUCGAAUAAACAUCGAGCUGGGGCUGCCAAGGCAAAGGGAAAACAGAAGGCAUAA
This is a messenger RNA of Exophiala dermatitidis NIH/UT8656, 384 nucleotides long. RefSeq lists its product as uncharacterized. Gene Ontology annotation, cellular component: ribosome. Lineage: Eukaryota; Fungi; Ascomycota; Eurotiomycetes; Chaetothyriales; Herpotrichiellaceae. The coding region runs from base 1 to 384 and encodes 127 amino acids. Gene Ontology annotation, molecular function: structural constituent of ribosome. The record is from RefSeq and is a predicted model, not a curated record. The transcript has a single exon. Gene Ontology annotation, biological process: translation.